Paramecium tetraurelia is the source of this 615-nucleotide messenger RNA. RefSeq lists its product as uncharacterized. The record is from RefSeq and is a predicted model, not a curated record. Lineage: Eukaryota; Ciliophora; Oligohymenophorea; Peniculida; Parameciidae. The transcript has 5 exons.
AUGGAUAUCCGAAUGUAAUUUAGAAAUAAAAAAGCUAAUGCAGAUCUAUAGAAUAAAAAGUAAAAUUUUCAUUUAGGUGUUGAAAUCAAUCUUUAGAGAUAGGGUUAUUUUGAAUAACUUUUAUCUAAAGUUUAUUUUGAUAUAAUGGCAGAAGAUUUUUAAUAUAAGGUAUAUCCUGUUACGACGGAUUGCGAAGUAAUUUUCUAAUGUUGGACAUUUGAAUUUAUGGGUUAAAAAAAUUUUGAGGGUAGAUCUAUUAAAGGUGUUUUAAAGUUCCAACCAGAUUAUCCAAAGGGUGGUCCAAGUUUCUAUUUGGAUCCAGUAAUUACAGACAAAGGAGCUGAAGUACUAACGCAUCCAUGCAUUUAUGGAGAUCAUUAUUUGUGUGUUCAUUUAUUUACAUUUUGGGGGCAAAUGAAAUGUAAAAUAGAUGAUGAAAGUAGAAUAAGAGAAAUUGAAAUUUUAUAAGCUAUUGAAUACAUUUUUAAUAACCCUAACAUCCUAGAAGGUGAUUCAUGCCCAAAUCCAUCGUUUGCAUCAGAAAGCCCUGAAAGAUAAUAAGAAAUCCAAAAAAGGCAGGCUGAGUUCUUACCAUUUUUCAAUAAAGAUACUUGA